UUUAAGAAGAUUUUAAAAAGAUUUUGUUAGAACAUUUUAAAUAUAUUCAUUUGUAUUUCAAAUAAAAAGAUAAAGAUAUUAAAAUAUAUAAUAAUAAACUUAUGUAAAAUAUGAUAUUUUCUAGGAAUGGUCCAAACUAAAAAAAUCACACAUGAAAAGAAGUCAUGACUUCUAUUUUAAUAUAUAAGAUUAGAGAACAAGCAAUAGAGAGAGAGGGCAUUAUUUAUUCAACAGCGGUGGCGGGUGAGGAUACAGUAAUUAAGACUGACCCAAACCGGUGGUUUGAACAUUGAAUUUGCUAAUUCGAAUUUUCCGAUUUGGAGCGGUACUUUUUUAAGUGUACGCAAAAAAAAGGGAAAACAAUAAUUUAACCACAAGUUUUGGAAGAAUUUUGUGUGAUACUUUCCAACUUUGUGAGUGUUCCAAAGAAAUAACUUUCUAAAUUUGUGUUAUUUUUAUUUCCCUUACCAUUAAUCUAAAUCUGCAAAUUUCACAAGUUUCACAUAAUUUUUCUAUUUAAUUAUGGCACAUUAUCUAUUAGCAUCUACGGCAAAAAGGAAACAAAAUCUGUGAAUAUGUACAUAUUUAAUUCAUGAGACAAAAAAUGGAAACUUUUAAGUCGGUCGACCUUAUAUAAAUCCUCAUAAGUUGUCCCGCUUUUUUCUUGACCCUAUCAAAAAAUAAGUUAGAAGAAGAAAGAUGGUUGCAUACAUCAAAAAUAACUUCUUUUUAGUUUUUAUGAUUGUUUUACUUUUUGUUGUUCCAUCAUAUGCAAGACUUAGUAUGAUGGUUACAAAAGGUGAGAUCGAGUCCAUAUGCAAUAAAAAGUAUGUCGAUUCUACACUCUGUUUUGAGGUUCUAAAACCAAACCCUACGAUUGCAAAGUUGGAUUUUACUGGUCUCGCCAACUUUUUGAUCAAUUAUACGUCUCGAAACGUUUCGGAUGUAUUGAAGGAAGUAAAGUUGUAUGAAGGCAACACGACGGAUUUGCAGACAAUCAAACUAUGUGAAGAGAUGUAUGACCUUUCUCUUUUUUGGGAUGAUCAUGCUCUGAAAGAUUUGGCAGCCAAGGAUUACGACGGCGUAAACAGUAACGUCGGAGGUACAUUGGAAAAUAUGGUUACGUGCAAUGAGGAAUUGUCAACAAUGAAGCCGGUGCCACAAUCCUUGAUCGCAAAGAAUAAUGUUAUAAAAAAUCUAUCUGGUAUUGUUUUAACUAUUCUCGAAUGUUUCAUAAGAAAAGGUAGUAGAUUAUGUAGUCAUUAGCCUAACUAAUUUGUUUGGUCUUUUUCUACAAGUCUUUUCAUUCAAAUUGUUUUUCUUAGCUUGUUAUGCUUUAAUCAUUAUUUAUUUAUUAUUUAUAUUAAUAAAAUAGUUUUAAGUGACAAUUCCAUUUUUUUAAUAUUUAAAUCAGCAUUAAUAUCAAUGACGGUCAAAAUCAAAACCAAACCGGUGAUUUGAACAUCUCCCUCCCAUCAUCGAACCCACCAAAAGAUUCAACUCAUUUUUUUAGCUAAAUCGAAAGCAGCCGUGGCGGGUGAGGAUAUAGUAAUUAAGACCGACCCAAACCGGUGGUUUGAACAUUGAAUUGGCUAAUUCGAAUUUUCCGAAUUGGACCGGGUCUUUUUUUAAGUUUACGCAAAAAAGGGGAAAGCAAACUUAAUUUAACCACAAGUGUACGAAGAAUUUUGCGUGAUACUUUCCAAAUUUGUGUUAUUUUUAUUUCCCUUAACAUUAAUGUAAAUCUGCAAAUUUUCAAAAGUUUCACAUUAUCUAGUAGCAUCUACCGCAACAAAGGAAAGAAAAUCUGUGAAUAUAUAUAUUUAAUUCGUUUCACCAAAAAAUGGAAAUUUUUAAGUCGGUCGACCUUAUAUAAAUCCUCAUAAGUUGUCCCACUUUAUUCUUGACCCUAUAAAAAAAAGGUUAAAAGAAGAAAGAUGGUUGCAUACAUCAAAAGUAACGUUUUUUUGGUUUUUAUGAUUGUUUUGCAUCUUAUUGUUUCAUCAUAUGCAAGACUUGGUAUGAUGGUUACAGAAGGUGAGAUCGAGUCCAUAUGCAAUAAAAAAGAUGUCGAUUCUACACUCUGUUUUGAGGUUCUAAAACCAAACCCUACGAUUGCAAAGUUGGAUUUUACUGGUCUCGCCAACUUUAUGAUCAAUUAUACGUCUCGAAACGUUUCGGAUGUAUUGAAGGAAAUAAAGUUGUAUGAAGGCAACACGACGGAUUUACAGACAAUCAAAUUAUGCGAAGAGAUGUAUAACCUUUCUCUUAUUUGGGAUGAUCAUGCUCUGAAAGCUUUGGGAGCCAAGGAUUACGACAGCGUAAACUUUAAUGUCGGAGGUACAUUGGGCAACAUGAUUACGUGCAAUGAGGAAUUAUCAACAAUGGAGCCAGUACCACAAUCCUUGAUCGCAAAGAAUACUGUUAUAAAAAAUCUGUCUAAUAUUGUUUUAACGAUUCUGGAAUGUUUCAUAAGAAAGGGAAGCAUCUAUUGUAGUCAUUAGCCCAACUAAUGAAGUUGUUUGGUUUUUAAGUUUUUUUUUCAUUCAAGUUGUUUUUCUUAGCUUGUUAUGCUUUAAUCUUUAUUUAUCUACUAGGUUAAGAAUAUUAUAUAUAAAUUAUUUUCAAGUAUUAUAUAUUUUUUACAUAUUAUGAAAUAAUAAAUUUAUAUUGAAUAAUUAAAAAUUUAGUAACUAUUACGUAUAUAAUUAAAUUGGUACAAAUACUUAAAUAGAUUUUAUUAAUCCAACCAAACAUUUUUUUCUAUUUUAUAUGGCAUAAAAUUAA
This is a messenger RNA of Brassica rapa (field mustard), 2787 nucleotides long. RefSeq lists its product as uncharacterized. Gene Ontology annotation, molecular function: pectinesterase inhibitor activity. Lineage: Eukaryota; Viridiplantae; Streptophyta; Magnoliopsida; Brassicales; Brassicaceae. The record is from RefSeq and is a predicted model, not a curated record. Gene Ontology annotation, biological process: negative regulation of catalytic activity.